AUGGCCCACAAGUUCUCGAACAACUUCAUUACCACCAGGGUUGUGCACUAUGGCGAGGCAGUCUCUGGUGAACACCGUCGGAUUCGAGCAACAAUCAGUUGCCUACCCUGCCGCCGUCGAAAGGUCAAAUGCAAUCGCCAAUCACCUUGUCACCAUUGCAACCGGCUUGGGAAAGCGGAGCGAUGCGUUUACUCUGUAGAACGGGAUCGCAAUUUUGAACUCCCACAUUGGCGCACUGCUACUCAGAUCCUACCACCUCUAAACAAGUCAGCAGGUCAAGAUACACUGGAAACCACGGAAACUCUCAAUGUUGCCGCACUAAACCCAUUUUGUGAAUCCUCAAGUAUUACUGGGGAAGAUUCCCAGCGCCCUGUUGACUCAGAGACAUGGCAUACGCCCGGACAUUUUUAUAGUGGCAUAAGUCAUUGGUCUUUUCUUCUCCCUGAGUUUACAGAUCUGUUGCAGUAUGUAGACCAAGGAGGCUACAAUGAUCUGCAGGGGCACCAUAUUAAUUAUAAGGAGACGAAAGGCCGCAUGCAAAGCACCCAGAUCCCAACACUGCUUGCUUCCGUCCAACCUAGUGCUAUCUUUUCUGAGCUUCCUCCCCGAGAGUACAUCAACAUUUGUGUGACCAACUACUUUGAGAUUUUCGAGUGUGUGUAUGGUAUUAUUCACAGUCACUCAUUUCUGGGCAAGCUCGAGCAAUUCAUGCAAGCCCCUGAGCAGAUGUCACCUUACUUUGUCUUCCAGCUCCUGCUUGUUAUUCUAGUUGGGAAUAGUACUGUCUGCACUGCAAAUGGACGACUCGAAUACUCAGCAAUUGCUCAUCUGUGGUCCAGGGUGGUUUCAUGGAGGUCAGCUGCCUUUCUUCUGCAAGAGAUUGACUUGGAAAUUGUCCAGCUUGACACGUUAAUGUUGCUGGCAAAAAGAAUAUACCACUUUGAAACACCCCAAUGCAUGCUCAUAUCACCGUAUGUGAUCCAUAGAGCAAUGCUUCUCGGCCUUCAUCGUGAACCGACGCUAUUCAACCGAUUCUCCACGCACGAAGCAGAAAGCCGUCGGCGCCUAUGGUACGCUAUUCUCGAGCUUGACCUUGUUUGCGCUAUCGAUACUGGUAUGCCGCCUUCGUUAGAACCUGGUUCCUGGGACACCUUGCCGCCGCGUGCUGAAGUAGAAGAAAAUUAUGAAUACGCCGAAGAUCAAUCAUCUCGGUCUGCUCAACUUGGCAUCGGAAGCCGCGGUCUUGCCUUGUUGACCAGAUCACUUCCUCUCAGGCUCCGGAUUGUGGGGGCCGUGAAUAAACUUCGGUUCAUAAUGGGGUUCGAAGAGGCUAUUCGCCUAGGAACGGAGCUAGUGAAGGAGAGGACAUCGAUAGAGGAUUUCAUAAAUUCUCAACAAUACGCGACAGAUCAGCAAUCAAUCACUGAUAUCGUUCAAGAAUUACUUCAACUAACUUACGAUCGAGUUCUAUUUUGUCUUCACAAACAUUUUGCCGCCCGGACGAAACCCGAGUACGAAUUCUCCGAGUAUACCUGUCUGCGCCUAUCUUCUAGAAUGCUUGACGUGCUGCUCAGGCCGACUCGUCCAACAGAGACCAAUAAACAUGGCACUACUUCUAGAAAAGGCGUGUUGGGUACGCUCGCAAGCAGUGGAGGCUACUUCUUUGAAAGCGAUGCUCUUAAUGCCGCACUGCUUAUUUCCUUUCUCCUUGUGCGGGAUUCCUGCGCCAUUUCUUCUCCGAGCACCCAAAUAUCGUGUAUCGACAGAUUACGGAACUUUAUACAUGUUGCUCGGGAGCGGACAUGCUUGCCUUACCCAUCUGGCAAGGCAUUCAUAGUGCCUUCUAUGGCCCUAGAGUGGGACCAAAGAUAA
Messenger RNA from Penicillium canescens, 1872 nucleotides. RefSeq lists its product as uncharacterized. Gene Ontology annotation, cellular component: nucleus. Lineage: Eukaryota; Fungi; Ascomycota; Eurotiomycetes; Eurotiales; Aspergillaceae. Bases 1 to 1872 code for a protein of 623 amino acids. Gene Ontology annotation, biological process: DNA-templated transcription; regulation of transcription by RNA polymerase II. Gene Ontology annotation, molecular function: DNA-binding transcription activator activity, RNA polymerase II-specific; RNA polymerase II cis-regulatory region sequence-specific DNA binding; zinc ion binding. The record is from RefSeq and is a predicted model, not a curated record. The transcript is spliced from 3 exons.